Molecule: messenger RNA, 2549 nt
Organism: Ictalurus punctatus (channel catfish)
Lineage: Eukaryota; Metazoa; Chordata; Actinopteri; Siluriformes; Ictaluridae
Gene: dbnlb
Product: drebrin-like b
Exons: 15
Coding region: 107-1507 (466 amino acids)
Biological process (GO): positive regulation of dendritic spine morphogenesis; postsynaptic actin cytoskeleton organization; neuron projection morphogenesis
Cellular component (GO): lamellipodium; dendrite; site of polarized growth
Molecular function (GO): actin filament binding
Source: RefSeq, a predicted model, not a curated record
GCUACGCUUCCGGUAGGCGUGGCUCAACUCCCUCACCGCCCGAGUCUCACUGUGCUGUGCGUGGAACCUCUCUUUCGGUUUAUUUUUUUUAGUUUUUAUAUUUAUAAUGUCCGUGAACUUGAGUAAAAACGGCCCAGCGCUCACAGCCGCCUAUAAAGAGGUGGUGGAUGAGAAAUCCGAGACUAACUGGGCCUUGUUCACCUAUGAGGGAAACACCAAUGAUAUCCGGCUGGCCGAUAAAGGGGAGGGAGGCCUGGAGGAGCUGGUGGAGGAGUUGAACAGCGGGAAGGUGAUGUACGCGUUCUGCCGGGUCAAAGACCCCAACUCCGGCCUCCCUAAAUACGUCCUGAUCAACUGGACUGGCGAGGGUGUGAAAGACGCCAGGAAAGGACUGUGUGCCAACCAUGUUAGCUCCAUGGCUAAUUUUCUGAAGGGAGCGCACGUAACUAUAAAUGCUCGCGCAGAGGAGGACGUGGAACCCGAAUCCAUCAUGCAGAAAGUGGCCAAGGCUUCAGGAGCCAAUUACAGUUUCCACCAGGAGUCCAACCGCUUCAGAGACACGGGACCUCAGGGACCUGUGGGUUCUGUUUAUCAGAAGACCAACGCGAUGUCCGAAAUCAAGAGGACCAACAAGGAUAACUUCUGGGCGCAGGCGGAGAAAGAUGAGGAGAAGCGCCGCCAGGAGGAGAAGAAGAAGUUGGAUGAAGAGCGGCAGAAGCUGGAGAAGGAGAGGAAGGAUCGGGAGGUCAAGGAGGCCACGCUGAGGGAGAAGGCGGCCAAAGAGAGGUCCUCCCAGAUCGAUGAGCAGAGGAGGUACCAGCAGGAUCUCGAGAGUCAGCAGAAAAAGCAGCAGGAAGAGGAGGAGCCGGCCGCCAGACCCAAAGGCUAUAAGCGUGCGGAAUCGGUGGAGAAAGCCAAUGAGGCUGCUUCUCUCAUCUCCCAGCGUUCUGUGAACCCCAGAGAAAUGUUCCAGCAGAGAGAGAGAGGCAUUCCAGCCAGCAGCACAGACAACACACCAUCCAGCUCACAGCCUGGGCGGUUGAAAAGCCCUUUUUUUUCUAAGCAGCCUUAUGAGCCUGAGCCGUCUCGCUCUCCUGUGCGCAAAGCCUCACCUGUACGAGUCACAGAAACCAGAGUUGUGGAGUCUCACACUGAUUACGAGGAAGCGGAUGCUGAUGCAGAGUACGAAGACGUGGAGGAGGUCGUCAGUGAUCGGUUCAGCUCUCAUGUGGAACAGCAGCAGUAUGAAGCAGUGACAGAGCCGGAGAACCUUUAUGAGGAACCACCGCAGGAGGAGCAAAACCUGUAUGAAAGCUCUGACACUGCUGAACAUGGUACCUGUGCUCGAGCACUGUACGACUACCAGGCAGCCGACGACACCGAGAUCUCCUUCGACCCGGACGACAUCAUUACCGGCAUCGAAAGGAUCGACGAAGGCUGGUGGCGAGGCUACAGUCCGGACGGCCAUUUCGGAAUGUUCCCGGCCAAUUACGUCGAGCUCGUCUAAGCGGCGCCGCCAAUCACGUCCGGGCCAAUCUUUGCCCCGCCCACAUUUAGUCACAUAGGGAAACGGGUCCGUAAUGUUUAAGCGUUAUGUCUGAGCGAAACAAAAUCCAUCGAUCCGUGAAAGAAAAGAACUCCGAUUACAGACAAACUCAGUUACCGCCUCGACGUUUUGUACUUUGUUGUUGUUGUUUUUUUUCUUCUCUCUCUUUUUUUUUUUUUUUUUUUUUUUGCAUUAAACAUUCCCUUAAAAACAUCAAUACUGUGCUCACUGGCUAGCGAAACAAUCGUGUGCGCCACGGAGUAAAUAGUCGGUGUUAUUGUAUCACGUUAACCUCAAAUAUUCCACGGAUCGCUUCGGCACUUGUGUAAUACUCAAUAUAUUCCUUUUUUUUCUUUUUCUAUUUUUAAACUUUUCCCGAUCUGGACCGAUUCCUGUUCGAGAUGACCGAGUUUCAGGAUCACGAUCGUUAGGCUUCGGUUUAGUUCUGACGUGAGCUCCGAGGUCUCGUUUUGCCUGUUUUUGCCUUUUCCGCACAUUCUGGAGCAGUGAAAUUCCUCCGCCGACGAUCCGAACACGGGUGCUCGAGGAAAUCUGAUCAGCAGUCUGAUCCUUUUCCCGCGUUUAUUAGCGUUUGACGGACCGAACCGUCAUGCUAAUCCGGCGCACUUUAUCGUAGCCUUCCUGUCUGCUCUGAAAUGUGGGAAAAAAAUACUGUGAUCUGUUUUUUUUUCUUUUUUUCUUUCCUUCUUCUUCUUUUAAGUUUCAGGGAACAAUCAUAAGCGGUCAUAAACUGAUUUUUUUUGGGAGGGGGGCUGCCCUUUGCAUCGCCUUCAAUUAAUCUACACCACGCUUUGCGAAUCGAUUUGCACAGCUCUCGAGAACCCGCGCGGUCAUUUGCCGUGAAGGCCGAGCCGAUAGCUCGCUCGCUCGCUCGAUCGAUAGCGACGUUUUUAUUUUUUAAAGCUGUAACAUGAGAUUGUAUGGAGAGCCACAGCGGGAGCCUGGUUCCUCCAGAUCAUUGAAAUAAAGGAAGUGAAAAUGC